AUGCAGCCAAACCAGGUGGAAAUUGAUGCAGCUUUGGCAGCGUCUCUGCUGUAUUAUGAUCCUGAAUCGACAAUUUACGACGAAGUUACUGCAAGGCAAAUUCAGCAACGAGAAGAAGAAGCAUCUUUAGUUUCUGAUGAAAAGCUGGCAAGAGAAUGGCAAGAUAUGGAAGGCUAUCCUCAAAUUUCUCUAAGCGAUGACGAAAAAUAUGCUAAAAGGUUGCAAGAAGAAGAAUUGAAUCGUUCGAUCUCCCUUCACUGUGGAAGUUCAUCACAUCAACAAAGUCAUGUUGGGGGUUCCAUAGAUACUUCAUCUUACAGUUUUCAGUCUCCUCCUCCUAGUGGUGAUAUUGAUCCUGACAAUAUGACUUAUGAGGAACUAAAUGAAUUAGGACAAUCAAUUGGGACGGUCAACAAAGGAUUGUCCAAGAGUAGAAUCGAUCAAAUACCAACUCAUAAGUUUGGCGCGACUUCGUGGUUUAGAAAGAAAGUUUCAAGCUCCGUAGAAACUGAAUGUUCGAUAUGUCUUAUUGUAUUCAAGAAAGGAGAUACGAUAUCGACUUUGCCAUGUGCUCAUAUCUAUCAUAAGGAAUGCAUUUCACAUUGGUUAGAGGAAAACAAGAAUUGCUGCGUUUGCAAAGCUGAAGUUGGACUUAUGAUUUAG
Messenger RNA from Eruca vesicaria subsp. sativa (arugula), 663 nucleotides. Lineage: Eukaryota; Viridiplantae; Streptophyta; Magnoliopsida; Brassicales; Brassicaceae. The record is from the annotation of a GenBank genome assembly.